AAGAGAAGUGAAAGCGUUCCAUCUGGGACUAUUAGCAGAUGUACAAUGAAUUCCAUCAUUAAUUUCUUGUUACUGAUUAGUCUUCAAGUCUGUUGCCAUCAAUUUUCAGAAUAUCCCAAUCCCGACCAUGUCCACAAAGAUAAAAAUCCACACAAACAUCAUGAACUUCCUUUGGCAGAAGAAGGGCAGAAGUACCCAAACUAUCAUAAGAUAGUUUCCAGUAAUUCUGAAUUUGCAUUCAAAUUCUACCAAGAAAUUGCUUCAGAUGCAGCUGCCAAAAAUAUUUUCUUCUCUCCCUUCAGCAUCUCAACAGCUUUUGCACUCUUGACAUUAGGUGCCAAAUCAGAAACCAAGAAUCAGAUUCACAAAACACUUGCUUUUAAUAUCUCAGAAAUUGAAGAGAGAGAGAUACAUGAAGCAUUCCAACAGCUCACCCAUGAACUUAGCCAUCCAAGCAGUAAAGUCCAGCUGAACAUUGGCAAUACCCUGUUCAUUGACGAAUCCUUGAGAUUUUUGGCUACAUUUUUGGAAGAUGCCAAAACCUUUUAUGAAGCUGAGGGACUCUCUAUUGAUUUCAGCGUUCCUAGGCUGGUUAAAAAGCAGAUCAAUGACUAUGUGAGAAACAAAACUCAUGGGAAAAUACCUCUUGCCAUUGAACAUCUAGAGCCAGCCACUGUGAUGGUCCUUGUGAAUUACAUCUUCUUCAAAGCUUCCUGGGAAAAACCUUUUGACAUUCGUUUGACCAGAAAAAGAGACUUCUUUAUAGAUGCAAACACAACAGUGCAGAUUGAUUUGAUGAGACACAUGGACUACUAUAACAUUUUCCGUGAUGAAGAUCUUUCUUGCUGGGUGGUAGAAAUUCCUUAUAAAGGAGAUAUUACAGCAUUAUUUAUUCUACCGGAUGAAGGGAAGCUAGAACGUGUGGAGGCAGCUUUGGUGACAGAAACCCUGUCUAAAUGGACAACCUCUUUGACGUAUAAAAAUAUAGAUCUGCACUUUCCUAAAUUUAACAUUUCGGCAUCUUACGACGUCAAAUACUUGUUACAAAGAAUGGGAGUGACGGCUGUCUUUAACGAUAGUAGUGACUUAUCUGGAAUCACUGGAGAAUGCAAUCUGAAGGUUUCAAAAGUAUGUAUGGGAAUGAGGUUGGUGGCUGGCAUUUUGCCCUUUUCCUUGAAUCAAAUAUUUUCAAAAAAAAUCUUUAUUCAUAAAGCUUUAUGCCAAGGAAUCUGAAAAAAAGUCCUAGUCUCCAUCUAAGAAAAUGUGAAGAACUCUUGAGAACAGCCUCCAUUUUAUUGCUUCUUCUUUUCUUCUUUUUCUGCUCAAUUGUGGUGGUGGGUUCCCAAUCCUGUUGCAACCAGUACGGUGCAACGGGGCUGGGUGUCCAAGACACAAAUGCGCACAGCACGUGCACUCGCAUACUUACCCCUGUGAUGCUCCAUGACGCCUCUGCAAUGCUCCAACUGCUCGGCGGAGUGUCAAGCAGGUGCUGUACGCUCCGUGCAUGUGCACAAAACUUCAAAGAGCUCAAAUACCAGUAGGGAGCAAUGGCAGGUGGAUGGGGCCUCCAGAGCACGGUACCACAACAGUACCCGGUGCUCCCGGCAGACACCGGUACACCUGUACUGGGGUGUACUGGUUGUAACCCACCACUAGUCCAAGGUCACACAGUUGAAAUCCAAGGCAGAACUUCACAGUCUGCUGGUUUCUAGUCUGAUGUCUUAACCACUAUACUAAAUUGGCUUUUAUUUUAUUUUUUUAAAAGUUCUUCUUUCAUGAAGCUCUUACUGAUAUACAGUUCCUUAGCUUUUAGCCUUUUUGUGGGUAAUAAGGAAUGGAAUACAAUAACAGAGUUGGAAGGGACCUCGGAGGUCUUCUAAUCCAACCCCCUGCUCAGGAAAUAAAAUUAGUUCACAUUUUAAUCAACGCUUCUCCAAUUUUACAAUUUUAAAUCAUUCCAUGAGCUGAAAUUAAGUCAUUUCUCUGAUAGCAAUACAGCUAUUUUU
Molecule: messenger RNA, 2006 nt
Organism: Thamnophis sirtalis
Lineage: Eukaryota; Metazoa; Chordata; Lepidosauria; Squamata; Natricidae
Source: RefSeq, a predicted model, not a curated record